Messenger RNA from Colletes gigas, 1907 nucleotides. RefSeq names its product monocyte to macrophage differentiation factor 2. The record is from RefSeq and is a predicted model, not a curated record. Gene Ontology annotation, cellular component: membrane. Gene Ontology annotation, molecular function: pore-forming activity. The transcript has 5 exons. NCBI's taxonomy places the organism in Eukaryota, Metazoa, Arthropoda, Insecta, Hymenoptera, Colletidae. Bases 545 to 1288 code for a protein of 247 amino acids.
UUAAUAAUAUAUCUUUAAACAAAGAAUUAAUGACUUUCAUAGUUACGUGUUAUAGAUAAGAAAUGUUAUCGAUGUUACGUUUCGAUUCAAAAGUUAUUGAGAUUUAUAUUGUGUUUUAUUUAGCUAAGGUAUUAGGCCAAUCAAAGAGGUGUUUAUUUAGUGGUUUUUCUCUAAAUCAGUUUAUUUUCUUAUGGUUUCUUUUUAAAAAGGCUAUGUUUCAGUAUUGAAAAGACAUAUAGAAGGGGGGGUGGGUGAAAAAGUAAUGCGUAUUUACAAGAUUACAAAUUUUAAGAAACUAUAGUAUUCGUGGAGUGGUACAGAUGAUUUUUUAGUGUUAAUUUACAGCAUGCAGGACGAGAUUGUGAAUAACUUUUAUCUGAACAAUAAUUGUCGUUGAGAUAUUUGUAACUGACAGGCGAGCAUAUAUAACGGUUCUGAGAAUGUCGACCUAAACUAUGAAUUUCUAUAGUCCAUAGUUAAAAAUUGUUCAAAGUUAUUACUUGGAUAAAAAUGACUCCACUAUACUACACUAGGAAUAAAAUGGAUGAAUUCUCGAGCAUGUACAAAGGAGGCAUAUACGCCUACUUCUAUAGAACACGUAGCAAAUAUGGCUACUCAUGGAAUUUGGGUCGUACCAUCUAUCAUAGGUGGUUUAGAACUUGUUCAUCGUUCUACAACAUGGAGACAAUUAGUAUCUGCUUACGUAUAUGGUACAUCUUUGAUCCUUGUUUUCAUGGUAUCAACUUUUUUCCAUAGUGUACAUUACUAUAAUUAUAACAGGCAACUUAAAGAUGCGUUGCAUCGUUUUGAUCGUGCUAUGAUCUACAUUUUUAUUGCUGCUAGUUAUUUUCCUUGGUUAAACAUAGAUCAUUUCCCAGAUGAUGAAUUACUCUGCGUAAUGCGUUACGCUAUUUGGAUAAUGGCAAUAUUGGGAAUACUUUAUCAACAAAUUUUUCACGAAAAAUAUAAAAUGUUAGAGAUAAUUAUUUAUUUACUUAUGGGAGUUGGUCCCAGCAUUGCGAUUAUCAAUGUUUACAAUUAUUACAAUAUCACCGAACUAAAAAUGGGAGGACUUAUUUACAUUUUGGGACUGGUGUUUUUUAAAUCUGAUGGUCGCGUACCAUGUGCACAUGCAAUUUGGCAUCUAUUCGUUGCAGCAGCAGCUGGGUGUCAUUACUAUGCUAUAUUAAAUCAUGUAUUUCCUGCAGCUGGUUCUACGGAUAGUUUUAUGCAACCAGGCGUGACGUCUUUACAUAAAUUAUUAAAAUCUCAUAUUGAAGAAUUAUGAAAACGCUUGUUUUCCAUAUAAAUUAUAAAUAUUAGAUACAAAAUUCAAGAUACUAUUCCUAUUUAAAUAUUCUAAUUGAAGACUGUAAUUAAUUUUGUUGUACCUGAAACGUAAAGACAAUUGCAUCCACAAAUUGUGGACAUUUAUCGAAAUGUUACUAAAGUAGCCGAUACUAAAAGACUAUUACUCGGUUACCAUUAACUAAUAGUAAUUAAUGCAUUAGAUAAUGUUGUAGAUUGAAAUUGGAAUGACGAAGCAAAGAUUGUGAAUAAUAAUCGAUUGUUAUAACAUUAUAAGGCAAUUAUUUUAUGAGAAAUAUUAAAUAAUCUUUUUCUACAGUCUAAAGCCGUUUGUAAAAAUCUAUAUAUUAUUUCAAAGUGUGAAAUAUAUGAUCCAUGUAAUAUAAUAACAGAGUAGGUGGCUAGCAAAAUUGACUGAUUUUAUUAGACUUUUAACAAAACCUAUUCUUCUAAUUACGAGCAUACUGUGCCAACACUUCUAUAUAUAUACAUACAUAUACAAUCUCCAUACACCAGGAAAAAGAAUAUUAGUUUUGCUAUUAGUUAUUUUUUUAGCAAGAUACAUAAAAUUUUGUAAAAAAAAUAGUAUCUAAAACUAC